CAUUUUCACAAAUAUUUAAUGGGGUUCGGAAGAUAUUUACUGAUGGACUCCUUUCCUUUACAGGAUAUUGCAGCAUGAAGAAGGAGCAAGUUGUCAACUGUCAGUUUUCGGUUUGGUAUCCGAUAUUCAAGAAACAUUCGAUUAAAAGUGUGAUUCUCCCACUGCCUCAGAAUGUAAUAGACUAUUUACUGGAUGAUGGCACACUGGUAGUCUCUGGGAGUGACCAUAACACACAGCAGUCACACGCUAACAACAGUGACUCGGACGCAGAGGAAGACAUUCAGUGGUCAGAUGAUGAGACAACCACCACUGUUACUGCUCCUGAGUUCCCAGAAUUCACCUCUAAAGUCCAGGAGGCCAUAAACGCCCUGGGUGGGCGCGUCUUUCCCAAAUUGAACUGGAGUGCUCCACGGGAUGCUAACUGGAUUGCACUGAACAGCUCCCUGCAGUGUGACAGCCUUAGCGAUAUAUUUCUGCUCUUCAAAAGUUCAGACUUCAUCACCCACGACCUCGCGCAGCCAUUCCUUGCGUGUAGUGACCAGGACUCCCCAGAUCCAGUCAUAAACUAUGAGCUGGUCCUGAGAAAGUGGAGCGAGUUGAUUCCCGGCGGAGAGUUUCGCUGCUUCGUCAAAGAAAACAAACUGAUCGCGAUCUCCCAGAGAGACUACACUCAGUAUUACCAGCACGUCUGGAAGCAGGAGGAGCAGAUCUGUCACGCCAUUCAGGCAUUCUUCAGCCAGCACAUCCAGUACAACUUCCUGGACGAAGACUUUGUGUUUGAUGUCUACAGAGAUAGCCAGGGGAGGGUGUGGCUGAUAGACGUGAACCCGUUCGGAGAGGUGACAGACUCGCUGCUGUUCAGCUGGGAGGAGCUGACGGGUGGGGGGGAAAUCGCCCAGCAGCAGGAAGGCCCGGCGUUUCGCUGCACCACCAGCGAGGUGACGGUGCAGCCCAGUCCCUGUCUGAGCUACAGAAUCCCGCGGGACUUUGUCGACCUCUCCACCGGAGAAGACGCCUACAAACUCAUCGACUUCCUCAAACUGAAGAAAAGCCAACAGGAAGAUUCUGAGGAGGAGGAGGAGGAGGCGAACGCUUCCUUAUCUGGAAGCUGAAGAGUAGCUGCUAGUGUCACCAGGCCUCCAGAUCAUGUUUUCUGCACAAAGUGACUCUUUACCUCUCUGUCCUGUUUGAGCUUCUUUUAUUUUCCUCUUUUCAGCCUGUUUUUCUCUCACCCGAUUGUAAACUGCACAUGGUGUACCCGGAGUUUCCUAAAUAGCUCUCUUGUGUUACGUCUUAUUGAACAUGUUGAAUUAGCACUAUCACGUUAAUGUGUCUCUGACGAUUCAUUUUCUGUCGAGUUGUUGCUGUUGUUGUUUUGCCUCCGACACUGCAGAGCGCCGUCUUGCUGAUGGGAAUGGCUCGGUGAGACAGGAAAGGGAGGCCUCUGCAGUGUCAAUUAGUCGUUUAUGUCAGUUUGAGAGGGAAUUAUUCGUUUUUGAGAAAAUUGUGUUACUGUAAGGGGAUUUAUUUACUAAAACUGUAAAGAAUACCUGCUUUUAUACUUAAAAAUAGGUGAGUAUAACA
This is a messenger RNA of Perca flavescens (yellow perch), 1584 nucleotides long. RefSeq names its product cell division cycle 123 homolog (S. cerevisiae) (gene cdc123). Bases 75 to 1112 code for a protein of 345 amino acids. The transcript has 13 exons. The record is from RefSeq and is a predicted model, not a curated record. Gene Ontology annotation, cellular component: cytoplasm. NCBI's taxonomy places the organism in Eukaryota, Metazoa, Chordata, Actinopteri, Perciformes, Percidae.